AUGACUGAUUGCAAGAAGCAAGUAGUUCCAGUUUUACAGGGAAUGAAGUUGUCAAUUAAUGACAAUCCAAAGUCUCCGGAUGAGGUUGAAGACAUGAAGUGGGUACCUUAUGUGAGUUUUGUUGGUAGCCUCAUGUAUGCAAUAGUUAGUACAAGACCAAAUAUUGCCCAAGCAGUGGGAGUAUUAGGUCGGUUUAUGGCAAAUCCGAGCAAGAUGCAUUGGGAUGUCGUGAAAAGAGUAAUUAAAUAUUUGAAGGGUAUGACACAGUACACUUUGUGCUAUCAAGGUAACUCAACUAGAUCAAGUAGAUCUAUUACCAUUCAAGGUUAUGUAGAUGCUGAUUGGGCAGGGGAUGUUGAUAGAAGAAAAUCCACCAAUGGAUAUGUGUUCACGGUGAAUGGUGGUGCCAUCAGUUGGAUGAGCAAACGAUAG
This is a messenger RNA of Cryptomeria japonica (Japanese cedar), 432 nucleotides long. RefSeq names its product secreted RxLR effector protein 161-like. Lineage: Eukaryota; Viridiplantae; Streptophyta; Pinopsida; Cupressales; Cupressaceae. The record is from RefSeq and is a predicted model, not a curated record. The transcript has a single exon. The coding region runs from base 1 to 432 and encodes 143 amino acids.